Chara braunii is the source of this 2759-nucleotide messenger RNA. Lineage: Eukaryota; Viridiplantae; Streptophyta; Charophyceae; Charales; Characeae. The record is from the annotation of a GenBank genome assembly.
CGCUGCAUUUAUGAUGAUGUUCUCACCGAGCGGGAGAGAAGGGAGCUGUUGUUCAUUCAUCGCAGCUGCAGUGUCGUUGGCUAUCGCCCGUGCGUGACGUCAACAACAAUUCACCAUCUUGUGGCGAGCAAUUGUGCCGGACUUGUUCUCCCUCUUCUCCCCAUACGGGACAGAAUUCGCGAGCUAAUGGAGUCGCAUUUUGACUGUGAGUUCGAGCUCUUUGUCGAGUUUACGGGGCUCAUCAGUUGGAGUCGAGGCGCCAACCUUGGCUGGCACCACGACAGCAAUCGGCCGUAUCUGAAGCAACGCGACUUCUCCGCCGUUUGCUACCUGAGCGAUUACGGCAAAGAUUUUACGGGAGGGUUGUUCCAUUUCCGCGAUGGGGAGCCGGAAACGAUCGUACCGAAGGCAGGGAGGCUAGCAAUCUACACAGCAGACGAGAUGAAUGUUCAUGGAGUCGACCGUGUAGACUCAGGCGAGAGGAGUACGAUAACUAUCUGGUUCUCAAAAGAUAAGUCUUUUGAUGAAGAUGCGGCCGUCCUGCCUCGUUUGGUAUCUUAUUGCGCCGCUCAAGCGGCAGCAAAUGUGACCCUUGGGAGGACGGACGAGCAUGGACGCAACAGUUGCAUAGAGAGAUCGGAAGGGGUGCGACACCGGGGGGAAGAACUGACCCGUGCCCUUUUCCCAAGGCCAGGGAAGCAGGAACACAUAGGAGGAGGAGGAGGAGGAGGAGGAGAUGUUGUGGAGUUAACAAAGAAUGUAGUGUUGCAGAUGCAUGGGGGCAAGGAUGGAGAGAGUGUUGCCGAUGAAUAUGAUAUGUUGCUUAGCGCGGAUGUACCUUUGCCUUUCGAGCUGUCGAGUAAGUUGUAUUGGGUGCAAGAUGACUACGGUUUUGAGCCGAUGAUCGAGCGUCUAUCUGUUCAAUCGAAUCCAAUAGACGUAGAUCAGCAGCUGACCGACAUCCAUGGAGGUUAUCAGGGUGACAGGGAGGAGAGUCGAGAGGAUAGAGGAGGUGGCAAUGCAGAGUCACGAGAUGCGGUUCAUGCCGGAAAGGGACAGGGGGUAACUAGGGGUGUAGUGGACUCUGUAGAUGAACGACUGUCUGGAGUGAGCAGAGGGGAUUCUCCGACGAGUGAAAGUCGUUACGGCGGCCGGGGUGCAAUGCGCCUGCGAGAGCAAGGUAUCGGGAGAGAGGAUGAGGGAGAUGUUGGGGGAGAGAACGGUGGAGGGCUUGGGAGAGAGAAUGAGCAAGGUUUCGCGAGAGAGAGCGAACAACCCGGGUUCGAUUUGCGCUGGUGGAAACUACAGCAGAUGCAUAUGUAUCUGGCUCCAUCAAAUCUGGAAAGAGACGGAGGGCAUGGAAGAGAGGUGGUUGCAAACACAAAGGAGCGAAGCGGAUCAGCACCCACGGACAUGUCCGGCUUUCGUUUGAUGUGGACAGGGCAGAAAACGAUAUGCUUCCGUUUCGUCAGCCCUCUGCAUGCGUUGCAGAUUGCAUGUUUCUGUGAAUUCCAUUUCAAGUCGGAGCUCGGUGCUCUCUGUUCUUGCGUCAUCGUGGACCAAACAAACAUUACGGAAACGGCGCAAGAUAUGCGGCAAUCUCUAAGGCCGAUUGUGGAACGCACACCACCAGCAGGGCAACGACAACCGCAUUCAUUUCACGUGCAGUGGGAGCGGAAUGAUUUCUCCGGCGGCAGCAAAAAUGGAUCGGCGGCGGAGGAACCGGGCAAUGAAAAGAAAUCAGUAGAUGGAGGCGGCGAACAACGGCAGAAACCGCUUCCUUGCUGGAAUCAUCGGGAUCUCUGCCCGGGCAUGCGAAUGGUGGUCGCUGAAUGGACGCGGUACGCCUUCGAUAACAGUCGCAAGCUGCAGAAGAGCGUAGAGCAGCGCAUCGAAAAGGGAACUCGUGCGAGGGUUUUUUUCGCGGCGAUUUGCGCAGUCGGAGUCGAGGGAGAGGAGAUGAAGUGGAGCUUGCUGUGUCUCGUCCUUCUGCUGGCAUCCGCGAUGGCUGCAUUGGCCGGCGACGUCGCCGACGGGGAACGACGGGAAGGAAAUAUAAGGACAGUGACGGACUAUUCGACCAAAACUUCGUGGCCGGAGGUGGUGGGCAUGACCGGUGACGAUGCGAAGAGGAAGAUCAAAGACGAGAGGCCAGACCUGCUCACGUUCGUCGUGCAUCACAAAUCGUCAAUGAUUUUAGAUUAUCGGCUCGACAGAGUACGCAUUCUCGUCGAUGGCAGCUCGAAGGUUGUGACGACCCCGUCGAUUGGCUAACAAGCAAAAGAAGACGAGGCUUAGAUCAGUCCUAAGACUCCUAAAUCAUGUGGUGCAAGGGGGGGGGGGGGAGAGGGAGUGGAGUGUGUCGAUCAUGUGACAGCAUAUGUAUAUUAUCAACGAAGGCAAAAGAGAAUUGAAAAAAAACAACAACAAGGCAGCUGAAUGUAAAUGAGAAGGAAAAAAAAAAUCAUUGCAGUGCCGGAGACAAGGGAAAAGGAGGUAGGGAGGGACGGAGGUGGGUACAGGAGGGAGGGAGGGUGUGGGAGGGAGGAAUGGAGGAGGGAGAGAGGUGUACAGUGUACGAAGUCGAGGAGAGGGAUAUGGUUUUCAUGUUGUAGAUUGUUGCACUACGGGGUAGUAGAAUAGGUCGAAUAAGAAAAUAAUAAAUAUAGAAGGGAACACCUAGCAUGUCUCAAGCUCGUGUCCGUAGCAUUUGACACUGUUUGUAAAUUGUUAGAAAAUAGUAAAAAUACUAAAAUAGU